UUCUAUAUUUUUGCAUGUCAAACGUAUUCUAGUGAAGUGGUAGAGUUUGGAGUUUAUAUCAUAAAAAAAAAAGAAAAACAAAGGCAAGACAAAAUUUGGUUUUGAUCCAACAAAAAAAAAGCAAUGCAGCUAUAGCCCCAGAUAAAAAAAUUACAUUCUUUUUGGGUAUGUAGACUAAAUAAAUCAUCUCAACAACGGGCUAUAAAAGGCCCCAACUUGUUAUCCCAAAUGUCUUUGAAAUGCGUUACACUAGAAGUUCGCAAGAACUUACGUUGUGCCAAUGUAUUUCUCGAAUUUGAUCAUAGUCUUACUGAGACAGAAUUUGUUAAAAUUCAAAUCGAUGAAAAUAGCAUUAAACUACGAGAAUACUCGACAGAAACAACAAUUGCACUUCAAGGACAUCUCACAAUUCAAGCACCUUCUUUGAGCAGCUUAGUUGUCGAGGAAAACAAUGCCAGUUUCCGAAUGAACAUUGACACUCCUUCUCCAUUGUGGCCAAUCAAAAAUGACAACGAUCAGAAAUUUACAAAGCAAAUUCCCGAUGUGACACCAUUGGCAAAAGUCACAUUAACUUGUAGCCGAUGCCAAAGUAUUCUGACCAAGGAUGAUGUUCAAUUUGAACGGAUUCUAGAGUUUCCAUCUGGCACGAUUGAUGUAGGUGAGUUCUUUUGCCAUCAUGGACCAGAUCUAAACUCUGUUCUAAUUCCCAAACGCAAUGACAUGUUUUAUGGACUCUUUUUUGUAAUCUUAAAUGCUGAAUGCUUGAAAGGCAUUCGAAUUAAAGAAAACAAUGCAUUUUGUGGACGAUGUCUUAUGCAUUUGGGGGAAACCCUCUUUGACAAUAAAGCUUUAAAAAUUUGGACUGAUACUUUGAAAGAAGCUAUCUUUAAACCGAGAGAUAUAGAAUCAAUGGUUAGCCAAUUGAUGGCUAGAAUACUUGACGAAUGCUCAAUUGGCAAUAAUUUGCACAUAAUGCAAUUUUCAAAGGCAAUUGUUGAGGCAAUUAUGCCAACAAGAAAAAAGAAAUACAUUCUACUCAAUAUACUCGAAAGAAAUUUGGACAUUUUAAGAAAUCAAACCAUAUCGACAGAUGGAUUCAAUAACAAUACAGGAAUGGUUAAAUUGGACAAAUGCAAGGCUAAUAAAGUUCUUUAUCAGUUUCAUAAUGAAGAUGACAAAAGUUCAAUGUUGAAAUCGUGGCUGCAAGACAUAAGUGUUCAUACUACCAAAAUAUCACCAACAUUGUUUUCGGCUUUGCAGAGGCGACUGGAAAGGAAUUCGAAGUUAUUACCUGAAGUAUAUCGUUAUAGCAAUGAAUUUAUUUUAAGUUAUGUCUUCUACUAGUCAAUGGAUUGAUUUUUUUUUUGUAUGUAAGAAGAAGAAUUGUUAUGUAAAUUGAGAUGUGUAUAUUUUUUUAAAGAAGAAAGUAGUUAUUUAUGUAUUUAAAAAAAAAAAGAAAAGACAAGGAACCAAUAACGAGAUGAGAUUUAAUUGAAUUUUUGAAGACGAAGUUUUUUUUUGCCUUCUCUGUAAUGCAACAUUAACUCUUUUAUUGUUAAAAAAUAAAUUAUAAACUGCAACUUA
Episyrphus balteatus (marmalade hoverfly) is the source of this 1584-nucleotide messenger RNA. RefSeq names its product E3 ubiquitin-protein ligase E3D. The record is from RefSeq and is a predicted model, not a curated record. The transcript is spliced from 3 exons. Gene Ontology annotation, molecular function: ubiquitin protein ligase activity; ubiquitin conjugating enzyme binding; cyclin binding. Gene Ontology annotation, cellular component: cytosol; ubiquitin ligase complex; nucleus. The coding region runs from base 229 to 1344 and encodes 371 amino acids. Lineage: Eukaryota; Metazoa; Arthropoda; Insecta; Diptera; Syrphidae. Gene Ontology annotation, biological process: proteasome-mediated ubiquitin-dependent protein catabolic process; protein autoubiquitination; protein monoubiquitination.